AAAGAUAAGCCUCCUGCAAGGCCAUUGUACCCAGCACGUAUAAGAAGAGUAUAGAGGAAGGGGGAGAGCAGAGUUGUGAAGAAAGACGAGGAAGAGAAGAUGGGCUGGGACAUCCUUUGGGUGGUUUUUGUAGCCUUGCUCUGUUUUCCCAGCUGGAUGGAGGCCACUGAUGUUCACAACACAUGCCCAGAGGUAAACAUCGUGGGGCUUUCUGGCAAUGAGAAGCUGGCCAUUCUGCGUGGCUGCCCAGGUUUCCCAGGUGCUGCAGGAAGCCCAGGAGAAAGGGGGCCACAGGGUCCACCUGGCAUAAAAGGAGAUAUGGGGCCACCUGGGAAACAAGGACCAAAGGGAGAACGAGGUGAAGCACCGGACCAUUCGUCCCUCUGCCAAAAUGGACCCCGGAGCUGCAUUGAGCUUUUGAGCAAAGGGGAGUUCCUGAGUGGCUGGCACACCAUCUACUUGCCUGACUGCCAACCACUGAGGGUCUUCUGUGACAUGGACACGGAUGGAGGCGGGUGGCUGGUGUUUCAAAGGCGACAGGAUGGUUCCGUUGACUUUUAUCGCACCUGGAAUGCGUACAAGAAAGGUUUUGGGAACCAACUAUCAGAAUUCUGGCUGGGUAAUGAGAACAUCCAUCUUCUGACUCGUGAAGGGCAGCACCAGCUCCGCGUGGACUUGGUUGACUUCGAUGACCGCAAAACAUUUGCUCAUUACCAGUCCUUCCAGCUCAAGGGAGAAGAUGAGAAAUACGGGCUUGUCCUGGGGGCAUUCCUGGGUGGUUCUGCAGGUGAUUCUCUAUCGUUCCAUAAUGGACACCCUUUUUCCACCUCUGAUGAAGACAAUGACAGUGGGACACAGAAUUGUGCCGUUGUUGUGCACGGAGCCUGGUGGUAUUUAAACUGCUAUCGUUCCAACUUGAAUGGUGGUUACCCAAUUGGUGAGAGGAAGGGUCAGAGGUAUGGCAUUGACUGGGCGUCUGGCAAAGGAGUCGGUGUCUCCUACAAAAGAACAGAGAUGAAGAUCCGUUAAACAUAUCCUGUCCGGGGCCUCAGAGAUAGAAAAAUAAAGCAGUGAAUACAAUCAAGCAAA
Anolis sagrei ordinatus is the source of this 1089-nucleotide messenger RNA. It is a transcript of the gene FCN3, whose product is annotated as ficolin 3. The record is from RefSeq and is a predicted model, not a curated record. Lineage: Eukaryota; Metazoa; Chordata; Lepidosauria; Squamata; Anolidae.